GUUUCGUCCAUCUACGCCCGUCAUCCCGAAACCGAUCUUGCUGGAGCUGUGAUUCUGCCAGCGCGAAGCGUCCCGGGUGCCAAUUCUCACCACUGCAAUCACAAGUCCCGAGUACUACUCUGUCAACCAUGGCAUCGAUUGUGCGACCUUCUCUGCUGCGGCAGACUGCGCUGGCGGCUCGUUGCGCCAAGCCUGCCUUCCGAAACAACGCCAUCAAGGCUUCGGCUUUCCACACCUCGUCCCAGCGCUCUGCCUUUCUGCCUCCCGGACCUCAACGAAUUGAGGGCACAGUCAACGACCCUGCCCCCGUUCCCCCGCCCAACGCCUCCCACGGCUCCUACCACUGGACCUUUGAGCGCCUCCUCGCCGCCGGCCUCGUGCCCCUCUCCAUUGCUCCCUUCGCCGCCGGCUCUCUCAACCCCACCACCGACGCCAUCCUGUGCUCCGCCGUCCUCCUGCACUCUCACAUUGGCUUCCAGUCCGUCAUCAUCGACUACAUCCCCAAGACCCGCUACUCCGGCCUGCGAAAGAUCUUCUGGUGGGGCCUGAAUCUGGCGACCGUCACCGUCGGCGUGGGAUUGUACGAGUUUGAGACCAACGAUAUUGGCGUUACCGAGGCUAUUAAGAAGAUCUGGAAGGCAUAAAGGAUAAUGCUAAAAGAGGAGAAUAAGGGACGAAAAACUUGAUAUCUUGUGAUUGCUUGCUGGGGAGGGAAUUCGUCGGGUUUGGAGGCAGGCUGUGUAACUGAUAUUAUGCGCUAAUUGAGCCAAGAAAGGGCUGUGAGCGCUUGUAUAGACGUACGAUCAAAAAAGAAGCAUAACCAUAAUACUUUGGAGUCUGUGCAAUUGCUUUUUGAAUCCUCGCUGUAUUCGUUAUUGAUGCUACCAUAGCUCAUGCACACCCGUCUUUUCUUCCACUCUGUGCAGCUUUCAAGCAUUGUAUACUACCUAGCGAUGGAAGUAAAGGUCAACUUAAUCUUAAUACUUCUCUUCAGCUACUUCUACAACUACCUAUGCUAUACUCAAUUUCUUUCCAACUCAACAGUCAAUUGUGUCCAAUCUCAAAGUCCUCGG
Molecule: messenger RNA, 1073 nt
Organism: Trichoderma harzianum CBS 226.95
Lineage: Eukaryota; Fungi; Ascomycota; Sordariomycetes; Hypocreales; Hypocreaceae
Exons: 3
Coding region: 129-644 (171 amino acids)
Biological process (GO): tricarboxylic acid cycle; mitochondrial electron transport, succinate to ubiquinone
Cellular component (GO): membrane; mitochondrial envelope
Molecular function (GO): heme binding; ubiquinone binding
Source: RefSeq, a predicted model, not a curated record